Molecule: messenger RNA, 1616 nt
Organism: Lactuca sativa (garden lettuce)
Lineage: Eukaryota; Viridiplantae; Streptophyta; Magnoliopsida; Asterales; Asteraceae
Biological process (GO): protein ubiquitination
Molecular function (GO): transferase activity
Source: RefSeq, a predicted model, not a curated record
UUCUUUCUUCCAUUCUUCGCUUUAAUCCACUUUACAACUAAGUAGACCUUCAAUUCAUGAGUUUCCAUUAGUUCUCCAAUAUGUUCUCUCAUUUCUUAAAUCGCGAAACUGAUCACGAGACUCUGAAAUCUGAUCAGUGUACUUCAAGAUCUCUCUUUCUCUGUACGUCAGUUCACUUCUCUUAUGUUUCUUCAAUGCAUGUCAUCUAUUUCUUGUGCGUUAUUCAACAUAGCUGCAGGAGUCCCAGCUUUUGAAAGUUAAAGUUCAUAAUCCAUCACCUUCUGUAUUGAUUUUCUUGUAACUCCUCAUAUGCAUGGAAUUUCACUAGAGUUUACUUGUCAUACACGAUUACACGUACUUGUUGCGAGUUUGCCAAUUAUGGGGUCUAUAGAUGUUGAUAGCCCAACAACAUGGGUGCCUUAUAUGAACAAUCAAGAUUGUUCACAAAAGAUUUGCAACUUAUACUGUCCCCAGUGGUGUAACUAUGUCGUCCUCCCUUCUCCUCCACCGCCUGUAGGGUUUUCUGACAAUGAUACAGAUGGUGCCAACCUCUCGCCUCUUGUGAUCGUAAUAAUUGGUGUUUUUGGGAGUGUGUGCCUUUUGAUUAGUUACUAUGUUAUAAUCUCCCGACUUUGUAUUGUAAACAAUGAUUCAUCUGAACCUUUGAGAAGGAGAGGCGUUCAGAAUCAAGAAACCCUGGAGUUGGAAAUGGUUGAGGAUGAUUAUAACAUUGAAGACCAUUUCAAUAUUGGUCCUUGGCAUGAUCCCGACAAGGGUUUGGAUGAUGGUAUGAUCAAUUCGAUUAAGGUUUGCAGAUACAAGAAAGGAGAUGGAUUGGUUUCAUGCACUGAUUGUUCGGUUUGUUUAGGAGAAUUUCAAGAAGACGAGAAUCUUAGACUUUUGCCCAAAUGCAGCCAUGCUUUUCAUGUUUAUUGCAUCGAUACUUGGCUUACAAGUCAUUCAAAUUGUCCGUUAUGUCGAGCUAAUGUAAAUUGUUUCGAUAGUACCAUAUCAUAUGUUUUAUCUCCUCCUCCACCACCACCACCACCACCACCACCACCACCACCGCCACUAUCACUCCCACCACCACCACCGCCUCCACCUCCACCUCCACCUCCACCUCAAUCUGAGGUGAUUGUCUCAAGGAGGGUUCAAAGGGAUAUAGCAGAAGGAGAUGCUGUAAUUGAGAUAAGAGAAGAGGAUGGUCAAAGGGAAGUAAGAAGAUCAGUAUCUAUGGGUUAUUUGUACCAAACCCGGAUAGCAAUGGCUGACAUUUUGUUCGUUAAUCAACAAGAUGAAAUGGAAUUGGAAAUAUGCCAAUUUGGAGAAGGUGUUGGAUCAUCAAAACAUGUUUUGAAACCAGAACAAUGUAGAUUUGGAUACGAAGAUGGAUCAUCAAAACGAGUGUUGAAUGAAAAUAGCAUAUAUUUGAAUUGUGGUGAUGUUAAUCAUGAUAAGAUGAAAAGAUCUUUUUCUAGUGGGAGGCACUUAUUCAUUAGAGGAUGGAAAGGGAAGACCUUAAGAGUUUCAGGUUUGCCUACGUAGGGUUUAAGUCCUCAAUUGAAAGACUUCAAAAUUUGAAGGAUUGAUUUUUGUGAGAUUACUUAUUUAAGUUA